ACAUCCCUCUCUCACGGAGUUCUCUCCCAGCCCACUCUAAAAUCCCACUCAGAUAUCCCUCUCUCACGGAGUACUCUCCCAGCCCAUUCUCACAUCCCACUCAGACAUUCCUCUCUCAUGAACUACUCUCCCAGCCCACUAAAAGGCAACGCCACUGUAUGGGGAAUGACUCGCCAGAAGAAGGCAGUCACAACAGUGCU
Messenger RNA from Candidula unifasciata, 200 nucleotides. NCBI's taxonomy places the organism in Eukaryota, Metazoa, Mollusca, Gastropoda, Stylommatophora, Geomitridae. The record is from the annotation of a GenBank genome assembly.